Molecule: messenger RNA, 240 nt
Organism: Spirodela intermedia
Lineage: Eukaryota; Viridiplantae; Streptophyta; Magnoliopsida; Alismatales; Araceae
Source: the annotation of a GenBank genome assembly
AUGGAGAGGCUCAAUUCGAAGCUGUAUCUGCAGAACUGCUACAUCAUGAAGGAGAACGAGAAGCUGAGGAAGAAGGCCGCCCUGCUCAACCAGGAGAACCAGGCCCUGCUCUCCGAGCUCAAGCAGCGCCUCGGCAAGGCCCAGGCCCAGCAGGCCCACACCGCCGCCACCAACAGCGCCACCCGGAGCCCCGCCAUCCCCGACCUCAACAGCCCUCCCUCCGGAAUCGACAAGCUCUGA